Messenger RNA from Moneuplotes crassus, 2111 nucleotides. Lineage: Eukaryota; Ciliophora; Spirotrichea; Euplotida; Euplotidae. The record is from the annotation of a GenBank genome assembly.
CUUGCUUCUAAAUGGCUAGCACCACUGAGAAGACCACUAAGCCAAAGUCUGGGGGUAAAGCCUCAGAGACUGGACCAAAAGGAUUUACCUUUGAUGAUAAGCCGGGAAGGCUCAUUGUCAGAAACCUGCAAUUUGACAUCAAGCAGAAACAUCUCAAACAGGCAUUUGCUAAAUUUGGUAAAAUCAUUGAUGUAAAUGUCCCACUGAAGAACGAAAAUGACAUGAACAGAGGCUUCGGCUUCGUCGAAUUCAAGACCAAAGAGGAAGGAGCAAAGGCUAUUCAAGGAAUGAAUGCCAAGACCUAUAAGGGAAGAAUCAUAGCAGUAGAUUUUGCCAAAUCUAAGAGACAAUACCAAAAGAAAAUUGAAGAAAUGGCACAGAAAAACCCUCUCAAAUCUAAGAAGCCAAAGAAGACUCAAGAGAAAGAAGAGCCUACUGAACAAGACAGCGAUGCUGACAGCUGGGUCGGAGGUGAAGAAUUCUUGGGCAAAAAGGGAAAACAGCAUCAAAAAGAUAAUAAAGAGGACAACAAAGAGGAGAAGAAGGAGAAGAAGGAAAAUAAGGAAAUGAGCCAAAAAGGUCAAAAUAAUCCUCAGAAAAGCCGCAAGAAGUAUGGUAAUGAUGUAACCGAAGGACUUACCCUCUUCGUCCGUAAUAUUGACUACUCCACUACUGAAUCUGAUCUCAGAGAGUGGUUUGAGCAACAUGGAGACAUUUAUUUUGUCAGAUUAGUCAAGAGUAAAGUAAACCCUACUUCUCACAAAGGGUCUGCCUUUGUCAAAUUCAAGGGCCAAGAUGUCGUAGACAGACUAGCUAAACUAUCUGAAGAUUACUGGGGUCAGGAGAAACACACUACCUCCAAAGAAAGACUCAGUGAUCUUGAGUCCCAACUCGAGUUCAGAGGGAGAAGACUUGUAAUGUUCAAAGCAGAAUCAAAGCAAGAUAGAGAAAAGAAAAUUGAAGAGAGCAAGGUCAAAGUAGAUAAAAGAAAUGUAGGGGGCUUCAAAGUCGGUCUCGUUGGAACUGCAGACUUCAUCCAUGGACCAGUCAGUGAUGAAGAUAUGGAGACCAGGGUCAGACUAUUCAGGGAAAAGCAGAAAGCUAUCAAGAAGAACCCUAACCUCUUUGUUUCUCAAACAAGAAUGUGAAUCAGAAAUUUACAUAAAAAGAUGGACGAAAAGGCUCUAGCUGAGUUCUGUGGUGGUUUCAGGGACGACUGGAAAGAGACCCUCACUCCAACAGAACUUAAAGAAGCCAAUAAAAUUAAGCUUAUUCAACAAUUCAAGGUUCUGAAGGACAAAAAGAAGACAGAUGCUGAUGGAAAAUCAAAGAUGACCGGAAUCGGUUUCAUUGAAGUAGCAGAUCCUCGUCUUGCAAUGUACUUAAUUAACAGCAUGAACAAUUUUGUGAUGAAUCCAAAGAAUCCAAGAGGACUUAUCGUUGAUUUUGCGCUAGAAGAUCACAGAAAAUUGCUCAAGAGAAAACAAAAACUCGAAAGUUUGAAAAAGAAGCAACAGGAGGCCAAAGCUGAAGAGGCUAAGGAAUCCGGUGAUAAAAAGAGAACCCGGAAAGAAAAAUCCAAGGAUAAACAAACCAUUGAUGUUAUCGAUGAUGUCGAAACACUCAGAAAGAUGAUGAAAGAGACAAACAGCAGAGGAAAAAGAAACAGAAUCAAGAAGAGGAUACAAAAAUUAACUGGAGAAACUCCAGAGCCUGCCGCAGUCCCAACAGAGAAAGCAGCUAAAGAGGAUAAAGUUGAAGAAAAGAAAGAUUCUGAUCAUGAAGAAUCUCCAAAUGAUACAGGUGCUGAUGGGGUACAACUCUCUGAAGAAACCAUGAAACUUCUCAGCAAGAAGCCUAAAACAAAAGACCAGCUGAUAGAAGAUGAGAUUAAAAAGGAAGUGAAAAAGAAUAAGAAGAAGAGAAAACAGAAGAGAAAAGCUGAAGAAGUUGAUGAUCUUAUGAAAUCCUUCGAAGAUAGAAUCAACAAGAGGCUGAAGACAAUAGAAGAUGCAGGUGAUGAUAAACCACCUAAAGAAGACAACAGCUUUGAUGAUGUUGAUAUUGAGGAAAAUUAGAAACUAAAAAUUAUAAUUUUCAACCCUGUCACA